Phyllopteryx taeniolatus (common seadragon) is the source of this 1860-nucleotide messenger RNA. RefSeq names its product sorting nexin 24 (gene snx24). The transcript is spliced from 7 exons. Gene Ontology annotation, molecular function: phosphatidylinositol phosphate binding. The record is from RefSeq and is a predicted model, not a curated record. NCBI's taxonomy places the organism in Eukaryota, Metazoa, Chordata, Actinopteri, Syngnathiformes, Syngnathidae. Bases 202 to 720 code for a protein of 172 amino acids.
GAUGAUUUUUUUUUCUUAUGACGUCACGGAGCACUCGACUGGAGCGAGCUAGUAUACAAACACGAAUUAGCACACUUGUUUGAAAGCGCGCUAGUAAGCUAGCUGCCAAAUUGCACUCAACCUGUGUGUGUCAGUUUACGCCAGUGUUUCUCUGUAAAAUGUUACGACUCAGGACUUAAAUUGUACACAAGUUUUGUCGUUAUGCAUUCUAUCAGCGUGUCCAUUCCCUCUUUUCGUUCGGAAAACAACCACAUCGAGAGGGGCUACACGGUGUUUCGAAUAGAUGUGCUGAUGAGCGGAAGGCAACAUGCUGUUGAGAAACGCUACAGUGAAUUCCAUUCCUUGCAUAAAAUGCUGAAGAAGAGCAUAAAACCACCCGAGAUCCCAUCCAAGCAUGUGAGGAACUGGGUUCCCAAAGUACUGGAGCAGAGGAGGCAAGGACUGGAGCUCUACCUGCAGACAAUAAUUAUGGAGAAUGAGGUUCUUCCAAGAAUAUUCCUGGACUUCCUCAAUAUCCGCCAUUUCCCUUCACUGCCGAAGACUGAGAGCUGUGGGUCAUUCGAUACAGACUCAAUGGAAUCAACUAAACUUUCACACCAGCCCGUCAUGGUGUUUCUAAAUGACCCCUACCUGCUGCCGGAUGCACACGAUGCAUUUUCAAGUGUCGUGAUUGAAGGUGUCAUCCAUGGAGUUUUCUACGCUGAUCUCCAGCCCAGGUAGAGCCACAAAAAAAGCUGGGAAAAGGUCUGCCUUGGAGCAAGUCUUGGAGAAACUGAACCACAUUUCCAUUGUCUUAAAAAUACAGUAUUUCAUUUUUUAUUUUUUUUUGCUUAAACUUUAAUAUCAGCAUGGAUUUGAGGCAUUUGAAACAAUAAUUAAGUUAAUCAAGGAGUUUUAAUGAAUGAAGCAGCAAAAUAGUCAUUUUUUAAAACAUUUUCUACUGUGAAAUAUUCAUUCAUAAUUUAGAGAAGGGAGAUUUGUUUGACUAAAAUACGCCGAUUGAAGGACAUCAGACGCUCUGAGAAGGCCCAUGGGAAAUGAGGCGUUUGAAGGCCUCCUGGUGGGGAAAAAAAAUAGGGAGAGCAGGGAAGUGCCACUCCCUUUCAAACACCAGCGCCUGGGUCACAGAGGACUUUAAAGGGACAUUGGGUUCAUUGUAAACCUUGCAGACAGACCUCACUUUGGUUUAAUUUUGUCCAUGCACCUAUGAGAUUGAUUUAUUUUAAUGAUUUUUGACACACAAAAAAACACUUAUUAAAACACUUAAUGGCCAGUAUGUAACACUAAUUUCAGUAAUGUCCCAGAUGGGAUGCAAAUACUGAGUAUCAAAUUUUGUGCAAUAUGAAAUCAAACACAUUGUCGCACAGGUGCAUCUCAUUUAAUUAUAAUAUUGCAGUUCAAUUCAAAAAGCCAAACUCAUUUACACUCAUUAAACACAUAGUCAAAGACUUUUUCGGAAGGCCAAUGAUCAAUUUGGGGGUUUUGUUAAAUCAUGGUAUAUUUCACUCUGAGUGCAGUGAACCUAUGAAUUUCAGUUUUUGAAUUGAACUACUGAAAUUAAAUAUUCUGAUUUAUUGAGCUACUCAUGUAUGUUGUUAUGUAUAGUAAUAGCUAUCCUGGAAGUAGUCAAUGUGGUCAACUGCGAUCUGUGAAUUGAUGUUACACUUCAACACAGCAGUUUUAAUAGACCUCAUCUUCGUCUUCAUCAUGUACUGAAUAAUCCUUGAACUAAAUCUUCCUGGUACAAAUGUACUCAUGUAGGUAUUAUUUUACCAUUUGUGCUCAGAUGUGUGAAGAGUCCUAAUGUGCCAUAGGAUGGAUGAAACUGAAUAAUUUAUGAUUAAAACAAUGUUACUGACA